AUAUGCAGCACUCAUUACACCUCCCAAAAAAAAUAUGCCAAUUGUGCCAUACACUCCUUCUUUAACUGCUACUGUUAUGAGUUACUCUUUGAAUGACAAAGAAAAUAUCCUUUCUCCAGCCAAGAAAACAUGUGAGACCUCACCAUCUAAAACUAAAGGUUUGCAGACAUCAGGCUUCAUUACCAAGCCACUCCUUGAAAAGCAUCAACUAAAUACCCUUACCCUUAGUGAAAAUGGCAACAGUUGCAAGUUAGCCCCUGAAAAUGAUUCAUCUAUCAUAAAAAGAAAGCGAAAGGAACCUAUGAACUCUGAGAGUGGCUGUUCUAGAACUGAUGUCUUACCAAUGAAGAAACUAAAAACUUAAGGCUACACUGGCAAGCCACCUCGACCAGUUGUCAUCAAUGCAAAUGGGAGUGCUUUGAAGUUGGACUGCUUCGUCACAGAGACUUCAAACCAAAACAUUAAUUUCGCUUGUCCCUAGUGCAAAGCACGCACGACGCUCAGCCGCUG
This is a messenger RNA of Frankliniella occidentalis (western flower thrips), 510 nucleotides long. RefSeq lists its product as uncharacterized. The record is from RefSeq and is a predicted model, not a curated record. Lineage: Eukaryota; Metazoa; Arthropoda; Insecta; Thysanoptera; Thripidae. The transcript has 4 exons. The coding region runs from base 35 to 364 and encodes 109 amino acids.